Coffea eugenioides is the source of this 3172-nucleotide messenger RNA. Its product is annotated as autophagy-related protein 9-like. Gene Ontology annotation, biological process: protein localization to phagophore assembly site; autophagy of mitochondrion. The record is from RefSeq and is a predicted model, not a curated record. Gene Ontology annotation, cellular component: phagophore assembly site; autophagosome. The coding region runs from base 271 to 2859 and encodes 862 amino acids. NCBI's taxonomy places the organism in Eukaryota, Viridiplantae, Streptophyta, Magnoliopsida, Gentianales, Rubiaceae. The transcript has 10 exons.
AAUAAUCGGAAGUUUCAUAGUAGACGACAACUCCCCCUGCCCAGGCUCCCCUCCGCCGCGAUUCCCUUCUCCUCUUUGCUCAAGGAAGCUCCUGCGGUAGCUCUCGGCUUCUCCUUCGCUUAUCCAAGCUUCCCUUUUUAAGGGUUUUGAAGGAGACAAGUUUGGGUUUGGCCUAGAAGAAAGGUUUCUGUCCAGCCUUAUUUAGUUAGCAGAGCCUUGGAGUGCUAGGGGAAUGGACUUGAUGUUUUUGUCUUCUGUCAGCGCAUAUGAAUGAUGUUCAGUGGGCAAAAAGGUCCCAAUGCUCUUAAUAUAUUCAAAUGGAAAUGGCAAAAUGAAUCAUCCUUAGAAGCAGGAUUGCUUAAUGAUGUACCACCAGAAAUUGAAUUGUCUGACUACCACAGAGCACCAAGUCCUGGGAGUGAAAGCCCUUCAGGGCUUCUUAAUGGUGAUAGCUUAAAUGUUGAACCAAUUGCUGACUUGGACCUGUUCUUUGAGAGGCUUUAUAAUUAUUAUUGUGAAAAAGGGCUUUGGUGUAUUAUAAUAAAGUGGAUAUUUGAGCUUCUGAGUCUUGCUUUCACCAUAUGCUUUUCUGGAUUUUUUUUACUGUAUGUUGAUUGGAAUGGCCUUCGAAGUGCAAAAUGUGGGAUGGAUGCAGUGGAAUCUGGAAUUAAGCCAUGCGAUCUGGCCAAGGAAGCCCUUCAUCAGCAUCCCUUGACGCCUUUUACAUUGGCAAAAUCUAUAAUUGUUGGUUAUUUGGGAAUAUUCUCUAUCUACUGGAUCUUUUGUUUCUUGAAAUUCUUUGCACAGUUGAAGGACACCCUGAAAAUCCGUCAUUUCUACUACAACAGUUUGAAUGUGACGGAUAAUGAAAUAAAAACCUUGCCAUGGGCAUUGCUUCUUGAAAAGGUUGUUCAGAGCCAAAGGUCACAACAGUUAUGUGUAGUUAAAGACCUUUCUAUACAUGAUGUUGUAAUGCGACUGAUGCGGAAGGAGAACUACUUGAUUGGCAUGCUUAACAAGGGUGUGCUUGCUUUUCCUAUUUCUCCUUGGGUGCCUGGAGCUGGUCCAACUGUGAAAUUUGGUCCAAAUGGUGUGCGAUAUCGGUUGAUUCUAACAAAAACCCUUGAGUGGACCUUAAAUUGGUGUGUACUGCAAAGCAUGUUUGAUCGAAACUUCCGCAUCCGAAGGGAAUUUAUUUCUGACCCUAAAACAUUAAAGAAAAGGCUCAUGAUAGUUGGUUUUGUAAUGCUUCUCCUUUCUCCAUUUCUUGUAAUAUUCAUGCUGGUCUACCUCUUCCUGAGGCAUGCUGAACAGUUCUAUAAUCAUCCAAGUACAGCAUCAUCCCGAAGAUGGUCAAAUCUCUCAAAGUGGAUAUUUAGGGAAUUCAAUGAGGUUGAUCAUUUCUUCAAGCACCGGAUAAAUACCAGUAUUCUUCACGCUUCUGGAUAUCUAAAGCAAUUUCCAUCACCUAUGAUAUCAAUUGUUGCAAGGUUUAUCUCACUUGUUUCUGGUGGCUUUGCUGCUAUUCUCAUCAUCGUUGCGUUUCUUGAAGAAUCACUGCUGGAAGGCCAUAUAUUUGGUCGCAACUUGUUCUGGUAUGCUGCAGUUUUUGGUACUAUAACAGCUAUUAGCCGUGCUAUGGUGACAGAUGAACUUCUUGUCCUCGACCCUCAGGGGAUGAUGUCACUUGUUGUCCAACAUACACAUUAUAUGCCUAAGCGAUGGCGGGGAAAAGAGAAUACUGAGGCUGUGAGGAUGGAGUUUGAAACCCUGUUUCAGUACACAGGAAUGAUGCUGCUAGAGGAGAUGGCUUCGAUCUUUCUCACACCAUACUUACUUAUAUUUGUUGUCCCAAAGCGGGUCGAUGAUGUUUUGCAGUUCAUUGUAGAUUUCACCAUGGAUGUAGAAGGUGUUGGUCAUGUUUGCAGCUUUAGUGUCUUUGAUUUUCAAAGUCAUGGCAACUCUAGAUAUGGUUCACCCUUUAAUGCACCUCGCCUCCAGAGGAGUUCCCAGGGAAAAAUGGAAAAAUCAUUCUUGAGCUUUCGCACUAGCUACCCUUCUUGGGAACCAAAUACUGAGGGAAAGCUCUUCCUGUCCGCUCUUGAGAGAUUCAGAGAGCAACAAUUGCAAGCGCAGGCACUGAGACCAGCAUAUGUCACUUCUAGAUUUCAGCAAUUCAGCCCAAACUACCGAGUUUUAAGCGAUAGAAAUAGCUACUUGUCAAGAGAAAUACCUGUCAACUAUUUAGGAACUGGUUAUCAGUUAAAUUCAAUGUUGCCAAUGGAUGGAGAGCAAAGGGACUACCCCUAUAUACUGGACUGGUUUUACACCUCACAGCCCCAGCAGUCCAAUGAUUUAAGAGAGGUUUCAUCAAGUUCUUCAGGCAUUGCUGAGGAAUGCAAUAACGACUUAUGGACUUCGCCUCGCCUGGCACAAAACGAAGUAACAUACGACGAGAAUUGGAGACACCUUCUCGAGGAUAGAGCACGCAGUCACCUUGAAGCUUCAACAUCAGCUCCUCUCUUUCAGGAAAGUGUGCUGAAACAUCACGAGUUGAACAAUGUUGCACACCCUACCACUAGCCACUGGUGGGCGCGAAGUCGGCCACAGGGUGCAGAUCCGCAGACUAGUUUUAUGGAGCCCCCAAAUUUCAACCGUGAAACAAGUCAUUACUACGAUAAUCUCUCCGAUAGAAGUUUAGAGGAAGAGGAUCACUUGGACUGGAGAAACUCAAGUAGGUUGUCUCGAACUUUCUUAAUGGAUGACGAUGGAGGGAAUUUCAAUCUUCCAUUUGAUGAUAUUUAUACAAGACAUUCUCAAAGCUCCCGAGAGAAUUUGGAUCCUGCAGAUAUUGUCUGAUUUACUCUCUUAUACCAUACGGUCUAAGAUCCAUUGAAAUGACUGUUCGGGGUGUAAGAAGGGGGUUGGCUUUCUUCCCAGGACUGGUGCUCUCUAUUCUUUGUUGUAUAUAAUUUGUUAUAUAAGUUAGAGACAGCAGAUAGGCCUCUGAUUGAUUUGGAAGGUCGAUGUGCCAAAGUCACCGGUGAUCCCUCCAAAUUUGUUAAAUAACCAACCUAUUGAUUCAUAUGUCCCCCACUCAAUGCAAAUGAAAGUAGUUGGGUACUUUGUUCUUGCCUUUUAUGCUUGGAAAAUAGUUAGGUAGGAAAACUUU